Molecule: messenger RNA, 384 nt
Organism: Ostreococcus lucimarinus CCE9901
Lineage: Eukaryota; Viridiplantae; Chlorophyta; Mamiellophyceae; Mamiellales; Bathycoccaceae
Exons: 1
Coding region: 1-384 (127 amino acids)
Source: RefSeq, a predicted model, not a curated record
AUGCCGGAACGUAACCCUGGUUUGGCUUACAUGAUGCACGUCCCCGGUGGCUGCAUGGAGGACACCGGCGAUUGCUGCUACGCGUCCUGCUGCCCGGCUUGCCACAUGGGUUCGAUCGCGGACAGAACGAACACGGGCAGCUUCUGCAUGACGGCCGCUAUCGCGAGUUGUCUCGGCCCAUUCUCGCCCCUCUACUUGAAGUGCGUCGCGAGCAAGGCUCUCGAAUCCGUCGGCGUCAAACCGGUCGGAUACGUGGAAUCCUGCUCCAUGCCGAGUUGCGUGGCGUGCCAAGUCAGCCGCGAGAUCAACGAGAGAAAGCAAAUGGGCGGCAAGACCGGCGGCGCGCCCACCGCCGCUCCGACGGCGCAAACCGUCGCGCGAUGA